Zychaea mexicana is the source of this 243-nucleotide messenger RNA. RefSeq lists its product as uncharacterized. Gene Ontology annotation, biological process: mitochondrial respiratory chain complex II assembly. NCBI's taxonomy places the organism in Eukaryota, Fungi, Mucoromycota, Mucoromycetes, Mucorales, Lichtheimiaceae. The record is from RefSeq and is a predicted model, not a curated record. Gene Ontology annotation, cellular component: mitochondrion. The coding region runs from base 1 to 243 and encodes 80 amino acids. The transcript has 2 exons.
AUGGCGGGAGGUCGACGAUCGGGUCUGCAACAGCAAGUCAUCAACUUUUACCGUGAAUGCUUUCGAGCAGCAAGAACAAAACCACUUGAAAACCGACCGCACUUUUAUGCGUAUAUUCGACGAGAGUUUCGUGCACACCAAAUACGUAAAAAUGAUUUUGUAACGAUUGAAUACAUGCUUCGACGAGGAAAGCGACAGUUGGAAACAUACAGCUCGCCAAGUAUACAGGAUAUCCACGUGUAG